UAUUAUCAGCAGUUGCUUGCGAUUGGGAACUCAGUGUUGUGAAUUGUGUGAUAUCUGAAUUUGAGUUUGGUUAUCUGGGUUUUGCUUUAUGGAUGAUUUUGAGAAUUGGGGUAUUCUCAUUUUGUUGUGAAGUUUGGAUUUUUUUUUUGGAGCUUGCAAUCUUGCUGAUACCAAGUUAGUUGACUGGUUUGUUUUCCCAGGCCUGAGUUUUUGGAUCAUUUUUCUUUUGGGUUUAUGGCGGUUGCUGUUGUCGAUUCUUUGAUGUUUUCUUUGUGUUUUAGCUUAGGUUCUUUGAUAGACGUUUAAUGGCUUGAAUUUUGACAUCUUGUACUGUGGAAAGUGGAAACCUUGUAUAGAUAUGAUUUUCAAGAACAAUAGGAGAUUUGGGUGUUUAGAAUGUUCUAAAUCGGAUAUGGGAUUGUAGGGAUAUUGUAGAGAAAUAUGGCUUCAAUUGUAUCUUCUGUAAUUUCAUCAACUUCUGGUGAUAUACCUCCACAACCAGCACCUCCUAGCUCUUCCUCCCCUGAUUCAUCAAGCACUUCUCCAUCCCCUGCAUCAUCUCAGCCAAGUCAACCUACCGAUCCGCCAACAUCGUCUCCACCGCCUCAAUCACCUCCUCCAGAUGUCCCUACAGCUCCUCCUCCAUCGCCGCCUUUAUCACCACCACCAGCUUCAUCUCUACCUCCAUCACUGCCAGCAUCUCCUCCGCCUGCUGAUGAUUCACCACCCUCUCCAGUUUUAUCUCCACCUCCAGUGCAAUCAGGUGGCUCUCCUCCUCCACCAGCUGAACCGGCACCUCCAGUUGCAGCUUCACCUCCGCUGCAUAUAAUCUUACCUUCCCCACCUCCUCCGGCUAAUGUUCCAACUCCGCCUUCCCCAAAAUCUCCACCUUCACUUCCACCUCAGAUAGUUUUUAGUUCACCGCCUCCUCCAGCUUCUGUUCCAACGCCACCUUCCUCAAAGUCUCCACGUUCACCACCAGCAACACUACCGAGGAUAAUUUUUAGUUCCCCGCCUCCUCCAGCUAAUGUUCCAACGCCACCUUCCUCAAAAUCUCCACCUUCACCUCCAGCAACACCACCAACUGAAAGUUCUUCCUCACCUCUUACACUUACACCUCCACCAUCUAAUUCUUCUCCUCCACCUCCCACAGCUUCUCCCUCAACACCCACAUUAUCGUCCCCGCCGCCUUCAGUUCCCUCAACCUCCUCACCACCUACAGUUUCAUCCCCAGCAACUCCAAGUACUCCGAAAACAACCUUAAGUCCUAGUUCACCACUUUUGCCCACAGUUCCAACAGAAAAAACAACUGCAAACUCAACUAAUGGUGUAUCAGCCAAUGCAACAUCCGCUGGUAAGAAUGGUUUAAGCACUGGAGGGGCUGUGGGAAUAGGCAUUUUUGUUGGGUUUAUUGUGCUCAGUCUUCUUGCAAUGGCUGCUUGGUUUGUUCAGAAAAGAAAGAGGAAGAGGUCUGGACCAAAAACAGGGUACACUGUGCCUUCUCCAUUUCCUUCAUCUCAUAAUUCAGAUGCAGCACUUUUAAGGCCAUGGUCUGCACAGCAACUAAUGGGAAGUGGUUUUAAUUCACCACCAGAGCCUGGUGGGGUCAAUAAUUCCCGGUCAUGGUUCACAUACGAAGAGCUAAUCGAGGCAACGAGUGGCUUUUCCGAACAUAAUCUUUUGGGUGAAGGUGGAUUUGGUUGUGUAUACAAAGGUAUGCUCGUUGAUGGCAGAGAAGUGGCUGUCAAGCAGCUAAAGAUUGGUGGUGGACAAGGGGAAAGAGAGUUCAGAGCAGAAGUUGAUAUUAUUAGCCGAGUACAUCAUCGCCAUUUGGUUUCAUUGGUGGGGUAUUGUAUAUCAGAGAAUCAAAGAUUGCUUGUCUAUGAUUAUGUCCCGAACAACACCCUUCAUUACCAUCUCCAUGGUAGAGGCUGGCCAGUUAUGGAUUGGGAAGUACGAGUCAAGGUUGCUGCGGGUUCAGCACGGGGGAUAGCUUACCUCCAUGAAGACUGCCAUCCUCGCAUCAUUCACAGGGAUAUCAAGUCAUCAAACAUUCUUCUUCACAACAAUUUCGACGCUCAGGUUUCGGAUUUUGGACUUGCAAAGUUGGCAUUGGAUUCAAAUACUCAUGUAACCACUCGAGUGAUGGGAACCUUUGGAUAUAUGGCUCCAGAGUAUGCAACAAGUGGCAAGUUAACCGAAAAAUCCGAUGUUUACUCCUUUGGUGUUGUGCUCUUGGAGCUAAUUACUGGGCGCAAGCCUGUUGAUGAUACUCAGCCCCUAGGCGAUGAGAGCCUGGUUGAAUGGGCUCGACCAUUGCUCGCUGAAGCAAUCGAACAUGAAGUCUUCGAAGAGUUGGUGGAUCCAAGACUGGGAAACAACUAUGUUAAACAUGAGAUGUUUCGAAUGGUUGAGGCAGCUGCUGCUUGUGUGCGGCAUUCAGCUGCUAGAAGGCCAAGAAUGAGCCAGGUAGUGAGAGCUCUAGACUCAUUGGACGAGUCAUCAGAUAUCACAAACGGAAUGAGACCUGGCCAAAGUGAAGUUUUCGAUUCGGCACAACAAUCUGCAGAAAUCAGGUUGUUUCAGAGGUUAGCAUUUGGCAGUGAAGACUAUAGUUCUAGUUACUUCAAUCACACUCAAAGCAGUUGGAGAAGUCAAUAAUAUGGUAGUCAGGGUAGUUGGAAGAGUCGAGAGCAUGAAAAUCCGAGUGGCCGGAGUCAAGAGCAUAGGGACCUUAGCGCUUUAAACCCGUAGCCUGAAAAUCCUAGCAGUGAGUUCAAUGGUAUCGGAACACAGUAUUGAGAAUUCAGAUGGCAUCAAAGUUUUAAAGGGAAUAAUGGGUUUGGCUUUGGAUGAGACUUGAAGACUGAGAAACAUCAUGGAAUGGUUUUGCUGCUCAGAUGUGUAAUAUUUGAUCAUUCUUUUUUAAUCAUUCCUUUCAUUUUUGUAUCUAUUAAUUGAAUUAAAUUUUAUAUUUGGUAUUUUUG
This is a messenger RNA of Hibiscus syriacus, 2987 nucleotides long. RefSeq names its product proline-rich receptor-like protein kinase PERK8. The coding region runs from base 442 to 2661 and encodes 739 amino acids. Gene Ontology annotation, biological process: protein phosphorylation. Gene Ontology annotation, molecular function: ATP binding; protein kinase activity. NCBI's taxonomy places the organism in Eukaryota, Viridiplantae, Streptophyta, Magnoliopsida, Malvales, Malvaceae. The record is from RefSeq and is a predicted model, not a curated record. The transcript is spliced from 8 exons.